UCAAAAAAAUUUCUUACUCUCUUCUGUUCAUUUUUGAACUGAAAAUAAUGGCAAUUGGGCAGUUCAAAGAUGUUGAAGAAGGAGAAAUAAAUAAUAAUAAUCUUGAAGAUUUAGGAAAACCAUUAUUAAUUAAUGAAGAGAAAUUAGGUGUUUCUUUGAAAAAUGAUGACAUUUUUGGUAAUUAUGAGGAGAAUGGAUCCAUGAAGAUGGUUCUGCUUAGCACAUUUGUUGCUGUCUGUGGUUCUUUUGAAUUUGGAUCUUGUGUGGGAUAUUCAGCACCGAGUCAAUCUGCAAUAAUGGAAGAACUCGGUCUGAGUACAGCUCAGUACUCCAUGUUUGGCUCCAUACUAACCAUUGGUGCAAUGCUGGGUGCUAUUACCAGCGGCAGGAUUUCAGACUAUAUUGGCAGAAAAGGGGCCAUGAGGAUGUCAGCUGUAUUCUGCAUCACAGGGUGGCUGGCGGUCUUUUUCUCUCGAGAAUGUUUGUCUCUUGAAAUGGGAAGGUUUUUCACUGGCUACGGAAUUGGAGUUUUGUCUUUUGUGGUGCCAAUUUACAUAGCAGAAAUAGCCCCAAAGGAUCUACGUGGGGGGCUUACCACAUUAAAUCAGUUGAUGAUCGUUACUGGUGCAUCUACAGCAUUCUUAGUAGGAAGUGUUAUAUCAUGGAGAAUGCUGGCUCUAACUGGUCUUGUUCCCUGCAUUUUCCUGCUUAUUGGUUUGCUCUUUGUUCCUGAGUCUCCUAGAUGGCUGGCAAAAGUUGGCAGAGAAAAAGAGUUCCAAGUUGCAUUACAAAAACUUAGAGGCAGAGAGGCUGAUGUUACGCAUGAAGCGGCUGAAAUUCAAGAAUAUAUUCAAUCUUCUCAGUACCUUCCUAAAGCGAGAUUUCUUGAUUUAUUUACGAGGCAGUACAUUCGUUUCGUGUUCAUUGGAGUUGCAAUAAUGAUAUGCCAGCAGUUUACAGGAAUUAAUGGGAUUGGAUUUUAUGUCAGUCAAACAUUUGUAUCAGCUGGAUUUUCAUCCGGCACAAUUGGCACAAUAGCUUAUGCUUGUAUUCAGGUUCCGGUAACUGCAGUAGGAGCAUUAUUAAUGGACAAAUCCGGGAGAAAACCGCUGAUGAUGGUUUCUGCAGCUGGCAUUUUUCUAGGCUGCUUCCUAACUGGAUUUUCUUUCUUGCUCAAAGAACAUAAUUUGUUUCUUGGAUACGUACCGAUAAUUGCUGUUUCAGGAGUGCUGGUAUAUAUAUCAGCCUUCUCAAUUGGAAUGGGGGCAGUUCCAUGGUUGAUAAUGUCUGAGAUCUUACCGAUAAAUAUAAAGGGAGUUGCUGGAAGCUUGGUGGUGUUGGUGAACUGGUUAGGUGCUUGGCUAGUUUCUUACACUUUCAACUUUCUUGCAACAUGGAGCGCCGCCGGUACAUUCUUUCUGUAUGCUGGAUUCUCAUUGCUGAGUAUCUUAUUUGUCGCCAAGUUUGUACCGGAAACGAAAGGAAAGACCCUUGAAGAGAUUCAAGAAUCUAUCAAUUCAUAGGAAGGAACAUUUUUGUGAGAAUUUUGAAAUUUUGAAGCGAAUGCAGAAGGUCCGAUCUUAAACAGCAGCAAGAAAUUGCAGAAUCGUACUGCAUCUGCAUCGACGCGCCAUUUUGUUGAUAUUUUUUUGUGCUUGGGAGAGGCUAUAAGGCCUUUUCUAUCUUCAUAUUGAAGAGAGGUCAUGUGUAUUUUAAAUUUUGUUUGCUAGCUAUUCAUUUAGUAGGCAAGUGAUGCAAAUAAUCCAGUCAAUGAAAAAAGAAAUUUUAAGCCUAGCUAGUUGAAGUGCAAGCUUAAAUUUCACUUGUUGCUUAAAGAAUUAGAAAUGUUCAUCCCGAAUUUUAACUUGAUUCAA
Messenger RNA from Mercurialis annua (annual mercury), 1874 nucleotides. RefSeq names its product sugar transporter ERD6-like 16. Gene Ontology annotation, cellular component: membrane. NCBI's taxonomy places the organism in Eukaryota, Viridiplantae, Streptophyta, Magnoliopsida, Malpighiales, Euphorbiaceae. The coding region runs from base 48 to 1523 and encodes 491 amino acids. Gene Ontology annotation, molecular function: sugar transmembrane transporter activity. The record is from RefSeq and is a predicted model, not a curated record. Gene Ontology annotation, biological process: carbohydrate transport; transmembrane transport. The transcript has 17 exons.